Messenger RNA from Rhinocladiella mackenziei CBS 650.93, 990 nucleotides. RefSeq lists its product as uncharacterized. Lineage: Eukaryota; Fungi; Ascomycota; Eurotiomycetes; Chaetothyriales; Herpotrichiellaceae. The record is from RefSeq and is a predicted model, not a curated record. Bases 1 to 990 code for a protein of 329 amino acids. Gene Ontology annotation, molecular function: protein binding. Gene Ontology annotation, cellular component: catalytic step 2 spliceosome. The transcript has a single exon. Gene Ontology annotation, biological process: mRNA splicing, via spliceosome.
AUGACUGCGCAAAAACUCCCCUCUUCUCUUGUAAACACGCUCACCUCGCACGCCGGCCCCAUCAAUGCCAUCACUUUCUCUUCCCUCGGCGGCACAUACACCCUCACAGGCUCGUCAGACCGACAAAUCCACCUGUCACGCACCGUACCUACGAAUCCUGGCACUCCGUCCGUGCCGAUCCAGAAAUACACCGCACAUGGAUAUGCCGUGCUCGACAUCGCCGUUGCACAGGACAAUCAGACCUUCGCCAGCGUGGGUGGAGACAGGAGCGUGUUCCUGUGGGAUGUGCAGAGCGCGGACGGCACGUUGAGGCGGUUCGGCAGUAAUACAAACCAGGGCCAUACGAGUCGGAUCACCUGUGUCGCAUUCGCGGGUGAAGGAGAUAGUGUGCUUGUCAGCGGGAGCGAUGAUACAUCGGUGCGCAUGUGGGAUAUCAGGAGCCGGGAUGCGACGCCCUUGAUGGUGCUUGAGGAGGCCAAGGAUGGCAUCUCGAGCCUAGUCGUCCCUGGGAACGGGUACGAGGUUAUAUCUGGCAGCGUGGAUGGGAGGGUUAGGAGCUAUGAUAUCCGCAUGGGCUGCGUCACGGUGGAUGUGAUGCCGGGGCCAGUGACGAGCUUGGAGGUCUCAAGAGACGCGAAGACGGUCUUGAUCGGAUGUCUGGAUGGGAAGAUCAGGAUGAUGGAUCGCGUGGAUGGGACGUGUCUCAGGGCGUUUCCGCCAGAAGGGAAUGCUGAGGGAUACAAGAACGACAGUUUGCGGCUGAAAAGCUGCUUUGCGCUGAAUGAGAGUCUCGUGUUAAGUGGGAGUGAGAACGAUGGAAGAGUACGGGGCUGGGAUGUUCUAUCUGGCAAGAGUGUGGGGGCCGUCGGGAUCAAUCGGACUGGAAAAGUUGUCAGUGUCGUAAAAUGGAGAGAAGGCAGUCUGGUUCAAGGAAGACAGGGUCUUUGGGCUGGAGGAGGUGCUGAUGGCGUGGUCAAAAUCUAUGCAUAG